Molecule: messenger RNA, 3828 nt
Organism: Bufo gargarizans (Asiatic toad)
Lineage: Eukaryota; Metazoa; Chordata; Amphibia; Anura; Bufonidae
Gene: WNT16
Product: Wnt family member 16
Exons: 4
Coding region: 236-1366 (376 amino acids)
Biological process (GO): canonical Wnt signaling pathway; multicellular organism development; neuron differentiation
Cellular component (GO): extracellular region
Molecular function (GO): cytokine activity; frizzled binding
Source: RefSeq, a predicted model, not a curated record
ACACUGUACUGGGGGAAUGGCAAAAGUACAUAUAAUGAAAGAGAAAGAUCUCACCUAAAGCAGAAGGACUGGUCCUCCUUGUCUCCAUUCAUGUGAGCAUCAGAUCCCAAGAACAUCUGACAUCCAGAUAUUAUUACAUCCAGGAAUGAUUGCGUAGAAGAGUCAGAUACACUGAAGACAUAUCUGAAUUAAUUUGCCAACUAAUACUGAAGUUUGAGGAAUAAAUGUGCAGGAGAUGGAGAAGGCGACUUCAGUUGGACUAUGUCAUGUAUGUGUCCUCCUGACUAUAUUCAUGGCUAUGUUCCCAUGCUCACAAGGAAACUGGAUGUGGCUUGGUGUCACAUCUUUUGGGGUCCCAGAGAAGUUAGGUUGCUCCAACCUUCCCUUAAAUAUACGGCAAAAGGAUAUGUGUAAAAAGAAGCCAUAUUUGCUAUCCAGCAUUCGUGAGGGAGCCAGGCUGGGAAUUCAGGAGUGCAGAAACCAAUUCAAACAUGAAAGGUGGAACUGCUCGAUUUCACCAGCUAUGUACACGUCUAGCCCAUCAUUUUCACUCUCAUUCUUGUCAUCUUCAUUAGCAUCAGCUCAUUCAAUCUUUGGCUAUGAACUGAGCAGUGGGACCAAAGAAACAGCAUUCAUCUCCGCAGUGACAGCAGCAGGUCUUCUACACUCCAUAACCAGGUCCUGCAGUGCUGGUAAUAUGACCGAAUGUUCAUGUGAUACAAGCCUUCAGAAUGGUGGCUCAGCCAGUGAAGGAUGGCACUGGGGAGGCUGCUCAGAUAAUCUUCAGUACGGAAUGUGGUUCAGCAGGAAAUUCCUUGAUGCCCCUUUCAGAAACAUAACUGGAAAAGAGUCAGAUAUUCUUAGUGCAAUGCACUUACAUAAUAAUGAAGCUGGGAGGCUGGCAGUGGCUAAGCUGAUGACAGUCGACUGUCGCUGUCAUGGAGUCUCCGGUUCCUGUGCUGUGAAAACAUGUUGGAAAUCUAUGUCUUCAUUUGAAAAGAUUGGAAGUUACAUAAAGGACAAAUAUGAAAACAGCAUCCAGAUAUCAGAUAAGAUGAAACGGAAGGUCCGCAGGAAAGAGAAGAAUCAUCGGAAAAUACCCAUCAGGAAAGAGGACCUAGUUUACACCAACAGAUCCCCUAAUUAUUGUGUAGAAGAUCAAAAACUUGGAAUAUCUGGGACCCAUGGUCGAGAAUGCAACCGUACCUCUGAGGGACCAGACAGCUGUAAUCUACUGUGCUGCGGGAGGGGGUAUAACACACAUGUAGUCAGACAUGUGGAGAGAUGCGAGUGCAAAUUUGUGUGGUGCUGCUAUGUACGCUGCAGGCGCUGUGAAAGUAUGACGGAUGUUCAUACUUGUAAGUGAGGAGUAAAAUGAAAAAAUAUAAUGACCUAAUAUAGUUAGAAUAAAUUAAUUAUUAUCUGUAUGGUCAUCUAUGCCAAACAAAUGAUACUGGUUCUAGGUUGGUUUGAUAGGGAGUGGGUUGCAAGAUAUGUAUGACACCAUUAACUAGGAGAUCUGAAGAUGGCUAAUUAAAACUCAGAUAUCUUAAAUACUACAGAAACCAGUAUUUACUGUAGAGAGCUGGAAGAGACUAUCAGAUUCUUUUAGGAAAACUAGCACAGACAUGGUGUGGAGAUCUGGUAAGUAUUAGUUUCCUAAAUAGGGCCCAUUAUAUUCCAGAUAAUUAAAGAUUUCUAUUCAUAUUAUUAGUUUAAAAUGAGCCAUAACUUGGCAUGAGUGCUAUGCCCACAGUGCAUGGAUGCAUAUGUUGAGUAUAUGCCACGGGAAAGCUCCCAGCCCACUUAUCAAAUGUAUCCAUUCACUCAAUGGACACCAUUGGGCUGGUAUAUGACAUUUUAGCUUUACUCUAUACAAACAUGGGAGUCUUCCGUCAGAGGUAUACAUUGGGAAAUCCUCCCAAAUAGAGACGUAUGAAUCGAUUUAUACAAAUAAGUUUGCUUGAGCGGUGAGGGGCUGGCCCUGCUGCUCAAGAGGCUUUCCUCUCUCCCUCGAUUGACAGGACCAGACAUCUCAUCUGUCCCUGUCAGUCUCAAGACAGCGCCAUUGCCCCAAGUAGCGUCACAAGCGCAGGGGCUUUGCUGUUGGUACCUGAGCAGCAAGGAUGCCGACUGUACAUGGGCACGGGUGUAUAUUAGAUUACUUUUAGUAUACACAGGGCCAGAUUUACAGGACAUGCUUCCCUAGGCACUGGGAAUAUAAAAGCCUUCAUUCAGUCAAUGUGCUGCACCUUUUGUUUGCAAUAGUAUUAACUAUAAAUAACGGUGCCAUAAAAUGACAACAUAAAAAUACUACAAAUAAUAGUUUCUUUCCGUGCACCAAUGCAGUGUUCAUGUGCUCCAACACAUUAUGAUACAGUAAGCUGGAACACAAUAAGCAGCAGUGUCUAUAGGUCCCCAUUUCUGCAUAGAUAAACCUAUUGGUUGCUGCACAUCCCCCACAGGGGCGAAGCUAAAGGCUCAUGGACCCCACAUUUACCAUCACUGGCAAGAUUUGUGAUCAGGGCAUUGAGGGGCCUGGGAACUGCUCCCUCUAAGCUGGACAAUAGAGAACCACAUCAUAUUCAGUAACCAGUAACAUAUAGUGCCUUAGUACUUAAAUAUGAAGUAUCCAGCUAUAAAGGCCCAUAUAGUUUCCAGGCAAAUAGUAGCAUGCAUAUCUAAUGCAGUGAAAAAAAAAAUCGAUAUCCCUAGUGGUCUAGGUAUACUUGGUGUCCUAGAACAGUGACGGAGUACUUUCAGCAUCCCUGUUGGUCUUGGGAAAUACAAAAAUUAAAGUAAAGAUACUUGGUGGUUGAAGGCAGUGCUGUAGGGACCAUUGGUGUCUAGGACAGUGAAGGGGUUAAUGUCAGUAUAGCUGGUGGUGUAGAGCAGUAAAAGGAUUAAUUCCAGUUUCCCUGUUGGUCUAGGGCAGUGAAAGGGUAAAUGUAAUGAUUAGAGGUUUAAAGUUAAUGUUAAUAUUCCUGGUGGCGGGCAGAGAAAAGGUUAAUGCUACAUUCCUGGGAUGCAGUGGUUAUUUGCCUCUCCAGACUCAAGCAUUGACCUGGCUAUUACUUUCUAUUUCCUUCUUAGACUGAUCAUAGAGAUAAGUGCAGGGAGGUGAUAGAGAAAACUGUGCAGCUAUGACUUCUCCUGCACAGUUCUCUCUAUGAUCAGGCACAGGGAUUCAGGAGUGCUCUGCAGAAUCAACAUUAGUGUGGUGAGGGGAGCCCCUGACUUCAGAGCCCAGUUACAUCUGCAAUGGCUGAAACCCUUAUAGCUAACACCACUGUACCAUCUCCUAUGUUGCUGGCACUGGACUUCUUAUCCACUGUCCAGUAUAAAAAAUAAUUGAAAACAUAACAUAACGUCAUGCACCCACUUGCAUGAUGUAACUUAUUGUAGAACUGUCCCUAGUUUUCCACAUUGAUUCUUCACAAAAUGAAGUACAAUAUUGACUGAAAAGAAUAUUACAAUUUUUAAAACAAAUAACAAAUCCAAUAAACAAUACAAGCCAUUUUGUAUAUAUAAAUUAAAUGUUCUAUUUUAAUAAAUAAUAUUUUGUACAGUCAACAUGUGAAUAUACAUCCUAUAGGGUAUAUAUUAGGGUUUUUAUACUACUUAAACGUGUACAUUUUGUAAAUAUUUAAAUUAUACAGUUCUCGCACUGGCUAGGAGUCGGAAUGCUUAUAAGGUAGCUAUAUCUAUGUUUUGAAAUUAAGAGCAUCAAAAAUGUGCCCUUUCAACCCCGUUCGUCCAAAAAAGCACUAAAACAAGGAUAAUCAUCAUUACAUAGGUUUUUAUAUAUUGCAAAAAACAUAUAACUUU